AUGUCUGGCUUCAAAUAUCUGGGUAUGAAGGGUGGGUUUUACAAGUCGCUUGUCGCAGCCGCGGGCAUAGGCUCAGCCUUGAGUACCGCCGACGAUAGGGUGUACGCAACAGGGACCGAAACCACGCUGUAUCGCCGCUUGGCGAGGACCAAGAAGGGCUAUUUGGCUGUUGUUCCCAGCCAGAGCAGUGUGGGGGAUCAGAUCAGCUUAUAUGAAGGCGGCAAGUUCCCUUUUGUCGUGCGGCCUAGAACAGGGCAGGGCACAAAGCAGUUGGUAGGGCCGUGCUAUGUCCGUGGAAUCAUGUAUGGGGAGGCAUGGGAUCAGUCGUUGUGUCAAGCCGUUGAAAUUAUUUAG
Molecule: messenger RNA, 354 nt
Organism: Trichoderma harzianum CBS 226.95
Lineage: Eukaryota; Fungi; Ascomycota; Sordariomycetes; Hypocreales; Hypocreaceae
Exons: 1
Coding region: 1-354 (117 amino acids)
Source: RefSeq, a predicted model, not a curated record